This is a messenger RNA of Lolium perenne, 2195 nucleotides long. The record is from RefSeq and is a predicted model, not a curated record. NCBI's taxonomy places the organism in Eukaryota, Viridiplantae, Streptophyta, Magnoliopsida, Poales, Poaceae.
ACGCGGGUUUGAGCUUCAUUGAGUGAAAUGGUUUGAUUCCUUCAGUUACACUCCGGACAAGGCACAUCUAAGAAAAUUAAUUAUUCUCUGGAAAGUUGGUGACAGGAUACCAUCACACCUUCUGCACAAUUCCAUGGACAGAGCCGCCAGUUGGUCAGGUAAUGAUGGAGUUGUUUCUUACAGAAUGCCUUAUGAACAGUCACUUGCUUCUUGCAGCACCGCCACUGACGGUUGGUAGCACCAUCGGUGAGUAUUUGCAGCACUAUCACUGGUAGUUUGGAGCAUCAUCACUAGCAAUUUAAACCACCACUGCUGACCAUUUGCAGCACCACCGCUAACCGUUAGUACCACCGCCGCUGACCAUUUGCAGCAACGCCUGACGCCACUGGAAGCAUCUGCCGUAGUCCGUGGAUGCACCGUUGUCGCCGGUGGGGUCCUGUAGCAACCCCCGUAGGUGGUUGGAGCACUGCCCAACGUCGUUGGCAGCACCGACCAUAGCAGUGGUCUCCAUCUCCGAUGAAGGCAGGAGCCGGGGGAGCUAAGCACUCCGGUGACGGUGGGGCGCUGCGACCGCCGCGCCCUUCCCGGGCAGCACGCUUCUUGGAGUCAUGCAUACCGAAAGCCACGGCCUGGCGGCGGAGGACGAGGAGUCGGGGUUGAUGGGGUCAGGGCCGGAAGAGGACGGAUAGGAGGAGGAGGAGGACGGAGGGGCGCGACCAGGAGCGGCUGCCGGCGGGACUGCGACUAGGAGCGAACUGGAGGCGUGGGAUCAGCCAUCAGGUCGAUUUUCUGCAUGAUGCGAGCAACGGAGGAAGGAGACAAGGAACGAACGUGAGACGAAGGGGAUGGGUGGGCCUCGGCGUCCCACUGUUUUUUGGCCCACCACGCGGGACGCGUGGCACGCUCUCGAGCUGGACUCCCACGAUCCUCCGACGGAACCCAUCGUAAAACCACAGUACGUAACCGGGAACCCCUCAUGAUUUCACGCCACUAAACCCUAAAACAGAACGCCAGCCCACCCUUUCUUCCGCCGCCAUGUCGCCGACGGCCGCAACCAUGGGCACCACAAAGCGAUCGAAGAAGAGGAAACCCAUCACCACCCCACCAGAGUCGGAGGAACCGGUCUAUGAUGCAACUGCCACCAUGGAAUCCGGCCAGGAGACGCAAGAGCCGGAGCAACAGGAGGUGGCCGGGGACGACGAGACAGUGAAGACGGGGGACCAGGACGAGGAGCAGGAGCAGGGGAAGGGGGUAUCGUAUAGAGCUGUUCAACUCUCUUUCGUUUAAGAACUAAUUUUGCGAAAAUAACGACUAUGCUCUGACAGGCUAAUGCUCAAGACUUAGAGCUGGGAUAUUGCAUUGUUCCUAGCGAGAAGAGGUUUCUGGUUUUGCACGCUUUCCUGAAGAGGAAACUGUCCAAGAAGGUCAUGGUGAUCUUUUCAUCAUGUAGUUCAGUCAAGUUCCAUGCAGAACUCCUAGGUUCUGUGCAGAUGGAGUGUGCUGGCAUCCAUGAGAAACAAAAGCAGAAGAAACGAGCUGCAACAUUCUCCAACUUCUGCAACUCGGAAAAGGGUAUCUUACUCUGCACUAAUGUGGCAGCUCGUGGCCUUGAUAUUCCUGAUGUGGAUUAUAUUGUGCAAUACGAUCCUCUAAACAAACUACAGGAUUACAUUCACAAUGCUGAACAUACUACACGUGCUGAAAAAGGAAAAGGGAGCGUAAUAUUGUUCUUACUUCCCCAAGAACUGGAGCUUCUUAUUUCCCUAAGGGCAGCCAACAUCCGUCUCACCGAAUACGAGCUCCACAACAAGAAUGUGCCAAGUUUGCAAGCAAAUUUUGAGAAAAUCGUUGGCGAGAAUUACUUCCUACAUCAGUUAGCUCAAGAAGCAUACAGAUCGUACAUUCUAGCAUACAACUCAAAUGCCAUGAAGAAAACUUUCAAUGUUCAUGGUCUCAAUUUUAAGGACGUAGCUGCAUCAUUCUCCAUCAGGAACCCUCCAAAAGUCAAUAUUGACCCGGAGAGCAGAGAUAAGAAGAAAGUGGGUGGUGGUGGGAAGAGGCAGCGCAUCAACGCGGCAGCUUAAGGUGUCGGGGCUUAAUACAUUUAUUAUGGUAUAUGCAUGAGGUUGUAAUGAUGCAGUAUACCUUUUGAAUCGAUUCACUAUAAAGCCUAAUUCCUCUUUACCGUACUUUUG